Branchiostoma belcheri (Belcher's lancelet) is the source of this 1551-nucleotide messenger RNA. Its product is annotated as ethanolamine-phosphate cytidylyltransferase-like. The record is from RefSeq and is a predicted model, not a curated record. Gene Ontology annotation, molecular function: ethanolamine-phosphate cytidylyltransferase activity. Bases 159 to 1313 code for a protein of 384 amino acids. The transcript is spliced from 2 exons. Gene Ontology annotation, cellular component: cytoplasm. Lineage: Eukaryota; Metazoa; Chordata; Leptocardii; Amphioxiformes; Branchiostomatidae. Gene Ontology annotation, biological process: phosphatidylethanolamine biosynthetic process.
UCAGAAGGUCAUUGGUGGCGCGAGAAAUCGUCCGAUAGCGUGAUCGUCACAGUCCCCUUUAUGUUUUGUCGCUGUGCCGAUCUUUACGUACAUACCUAGCAAUUUUGCUUCUAGAAUAUUGUGGAAAGAUCUCUAUAGUACCGAUUUGGACAAUAACGAUGGCUGACGGCGGCGAAAGUAACCGGGGAGACCAGGAGAGAGGACGGCGUCCCCUGCGUGUUUGGGUGGACGGGUGCUUUGACAUGGUCCACUUCGGCCAUGCGAACGCCCUCCGUCAGGCCAAGAAGAUGGGAGACUACCUGAUCGUGGGCGUGCACUCGGACGAAGAGAUCAGUAAACACAAGGGUCCGCCCGUCAUGACUGAACAGGAGAGGUACAAGAUGGUUCGAGCCGUCAAAUGGGUGGAUGAGGUUGUGGAAGCGGCACCAUAUGUCACCACUAUUGAAACCCUAGACAAGUACAACUGUGACUACUGUGUCCACGGCGAUGACAUCACCAUGACAGCUGACGGCCAUGACACCUACUCGGAGGUGAAGAAUGGCGGGCGCUACAAGGAGUGCAAGCGGACAGCGGGGGUGUCCACGACAGAUCUGGUCGGUCGGAUGCUGCUGUUGACGAAGACGCAUCACGACCACGAGAACGAGGCUCAGCCGCCGCGAGACAAGGUGGAGGAGCUGCGUGAGAACCCGCAGGCCCGCAGCCCGUGGACGGGCGUGUCCCAGUUCCUCCCUACGACCCAGAAGAUUGCGCAGUUUGCGGAGGGCGGGAGCGGUCCGGAGCCCGGUGACAGGAUCGUGUACGUGUCAGGAGCAUUCGACCUCUUCCACGUCGGCCAUCUCGACUUCCUUCAACGCGCUCGCCAGGAGGGAGACUACCUCAUCGUGGGCCUCCACACCGAUCCCGUGGUGAACGACUACAAGGGGUCCAACCAUCCCAUCAUGAAUAUCCACGAGCGUACGCUGUGCGUGCUGGCCUGCAGGUACGUCUCCGAGGUGGUGAUCGGCGCCCCGUACACCGUAUCGGAAGAGCUGAUGGAGCACUUCAACAUCGACCUGGUCGUCCACGGCCGCACCAACAUCAUCCCCGACCCGGAGGGGCACGACCCGUACAAGGUGCCCAAGGACCUGGGCAAGUACAAGCAGAUCGACAGCGGCAGCGACAUGACGACCACCAAGAUCAUCGAGCGCAUCAUCCGCAACAGGCUGCACUUCGAGGCACGCAACAAGGCCAAGGAAGAGAAGGAGAUGCGCGUGUUCGACGCUCUGCAAAAACAAGUCAAGUCGGGCCGAAAGUUGAUCGAAGAAUCGUCGUAAAUAAUCACAAUCAAGAUGAGAGACAUUGGUGGUUAUGUUUUCACCUUUCAAAAGACUUUGAAAGUCUUAUGUGAAGGUGUGUUCUCCCAUUGAAUAGAAAAUGGACAUUAUUUGAUUGAAUUGGUACAAGUCUACAGUCAAAGUUUUAUUGAAAUUGAGAAGCACACAUCUACAUUUCUAGGAAAUAGACUGAGAUAAAAGACUCUUACUGGUACCUGCCAAACUAUGUUCAGGGCAU